Porites lobata is the source of this 5680-nucleotide messenger RNA. The record is from the annotation of a GenBank genome assembly. Lineage: Eukaryota; Metazoa; Cnidaria; Anthozoa; Scleractinia; Poritidae.
CUCUCUUUUUUGGCCGGCCGGUCACGAAAGGGUCUCGUUUUUAUAAUUUUAUAUUUUUUCAACAGGGGACUCGACGUCCUUGAAAUGACAGACCCUGAAAGAAACGCUCUUCUCGAUGACGAAAAAUCACCUUCUAACAAUUCCGGUUGCAAUGAAGACAAUGCCUGUUCGAGUUUUACUCAAUGCAGAGUUUACAAAAGGAGAUGGUACAUUCUAUUUGUCUUCACGAUGACCUCGAUCGUGUCCAACAUGAUGUGGAAUACGUGGGGACCUAUUCAGCGACCCUGUCGACUUGUAUUUGGAUGGGAAAGAUGGACAGUUCUCCUACUGUCAUCGUUAGGAGCGAUCGGGCCUAUUUUAGGUGCAUUUCCUUCUACAUGGCUAAUGGACUCCAGAGGUGAGCCCCUUGGAUUAAAAAUUCUCCAUAUCUAUUAUUAAGCUAAAGUGCUUGAUUUCAGACUUAAGCUAUAUGCACCGGCAAUAACCUGUACCCUCCAUUGUUGUCUUACUUUUCUCUCUCUACCUACAAGUGGAAAAAUUGCAAACUUAAACAAAUCUAGAGUUUCAAUGGUUUAUUUCAUGGUUGACAUCGGCGAUACCAUGUGAUGCGCAUUACUUUCGAUUUCGGUCUUGAAAGGUCCCUUAAGCUAGGAGGCUUACACGUCUCGGAGGGUCUCCCAUAUGAAACGGGUGGUAAUGCUCAUCAGAACAGUAGACUGGUUGUUUAUUACCAGUGAAAGGGGACUGCCAUUAAUUUUACUGUUUUGCUGGGGGUGGGGGCUAGGGCUCAUUUUUUGAUAAGGUUGGGAACGUUCGAGCGACUGAAGCUAUCUGUUCGAAGAUAAAUUUUAGCCGAGUUUCCUUCCAAAAAUAAUUUCGUCGUUUAAGCCAUUCACGUCGAACGAUCUGUCAUUCUUAGGAGAGUGGCCACGUUACUAAAGUUUGUUUACAAACACAUCAUGAAUACUGUCUCAGAUCUCUGCUCCUUUGUAACCAUCUUCGCUUUCAUAUUAUCAUUUGAUUAUCGACAGUAUCGACAUAUGUUUUAUUCAAUACUUAAGGGUCUUUUUUAACAAGUUUCCCGAAAAUAAUAUUUUUAUCUUUUAUGCUUUUGUAGUAAUGAGCCAGUAGAACAAAACUUUCAUUUUAAUUGGUUACAUUCCUUGUUCACUUGACUGUUUCUUUAUCACAAAGAAGAACUUUACAAAGAGUCUUUUCCACACUUUGCGUGACAAUUUUCUUGCAAAUGAAAUUUUACCGCAAACUCAAAUAUGCAAAUUUGGUAGAACGAAAGUCGAUACUCACACUGUCUUAUUGUGCAACAAGGUCCUGAUCUCUUUGUUUAUACUGCUUCAAGUGGUGCUUUCUUCUUGAUGCAGUGAGAGAAAAUACAGUUAUAUUUCCCACGCAUUUCAUUUGCAAUGAGGCUAAGAACUAAUGUUCAACAAUUUCUUCAUGACUUGAGCGCAUAAGGAAUUUGCUUAUCUGUUGUAGAAUUCAACAGAAAAUACAUGAAACUCACAAACUUUGCAUCCUAGUGAACAAAACUAAUUAUUUGUUCACUUCAGAUAGCAAUUAUUCCAGGGGGUGUGUGAAAAUUUUGGAAAUUCCGGAGGGGAGGGGGGUACAUUUUGGGGGUUGAUUUUUGGAAAAUCUAAAGGGGAGGGGGGUCAUACGGCAAAUGCCUUCUGUUGGGGUGGUAUGGAUAUUUUCUGGUCGUAUUUAGUAUCUUCCAUGAUAGCUCCAUGUUGUGUUUUAACUGGUGGCGCAAGUAGAAGUAAAAAUUCUAUGUAACUGCGUCAAAGGGGGUUUUGUUAUCAAUUUAAUAUAAUUUUAUACUAUUUUAACAUCAACUAAUCAUUAACGUAUUCUCUUGUCCAGUCUGGAUUAGAGUCACUUGAAUUUUGACCUGUUGUAGCCUCCUUAGAUAAACAUUUCUUGGUCUACUUAUCUGAGUGUUUCUUUUAGUUUGCUUUUUCUUUUCUGUUUGGGAAUUCAGCUCAACGAAUUCUAUAAAUCCCCCUAAUGAUUGGAAUCUGGAAUAUAAUUUAGUACCUGGAAUCCAGAAUCUACAGUUGUGGAAUCCAGAAUCCAGUUACUUUGUCUUGGAUUACUUUAAAUGGGGGGAUUUAACCCCAAAGGCAUUCAACUAUUAAUAAUACUCACACUAUAGUUAUUAGGAAUGUUUCUGCUGCUGCCAGCUUGUCCAUUCCUUGACUUUACCCUAAGUCUCCCACGCAGCCGUUUUUGUCUCGUCAUGGCAACCCUCCUUCCCAAGAAAUCAGGAAAGGGAUUGCGUGGUUUGAAUGUGAGCAGCCAUUUGCUGGGAGGAGCAUUUUGUGAUGAGACAAAAUGGCUAUGACGGAGGCAAACUUUACUCCUGCAAUUGGCCCUUUGUUUUGGUCAAUUUAUUUUUAUCUUGAAAUAAAUCUUGUUUAUUUAACUUCAUUGAUUGCAGGACUAAGACUUUCUGUUUUGGUGACAUCAUCAAUGUUAUUAGCAGGAAAACUUGUCCAAUUGAUUCCAAUUAGUAACAUUAAAGCCAAGACAAUUUUUAUCUAUAUUGGUCACCUGAUAACCAUGCUGCCAAGCUUCAUUGCUAAUGGUGGUCCGCCACUUGUUUCAAACACAUGGUUUCCACCAAAUGAGAGAACGACUGCAACAGCUAUUGGGGCCCUAGCUGCAAACUUUGGAGCUGCUCUGGCAUUUUUCAUCGGGCCAUCAAUGAUACCAAGCACAUUUGACAGCUCUGAGAAUAGUACAAAGAAUUUUUCUAAAAAAUACAUCCAUCUCUUGGAGACAAGAAUUAUGGAUUAUUUUUAUGUGCAGGUCGGAUUGGCUGCAUUUCUUUUUUUGUGCGUUGUCAUUUAUUUUCCUUCCAAACCACCACUGCCACCCAGUGUUGCUGCUUUUACAAGAAAAACUACUGAAAUUGGCUACAAGGAUGGUCUGAAGAUGUUAAUAUACAACAAAUCCUAUUGGUUACUUGUGCUAGUUUUUGCUGCAUCCUUCGGUAUUUACUUUGGAUGGACGUCAGUGCUGGAUCUUGCAGUUCAGCCAUUCAAUAUUAGUGAAAAGAGUUCAGGAUGGCUUGGAACUUGCUCUAGCUUGGCUGGAAUAAUAUCAGGUGUGAUUAUUGCAAGGUAAUAAAUUGAAUUUCCAUAUCUUUUUAUGGUAUCCUCAGAAAACAAUACACGCACAUUGAAAACUCAUAUUAUGGUUUGUUUCCCUUAAUUACCCCUGACUUUAACUAUAAGAAGUAGUGAUAUUAUAAAUAGAGAAUGUGCCGAUAAAUUUUAGAUUCUUGUCAUUAAUAGUUUGAAAGCUUUUAAGUCACAGUUUAAAAACUGUAGUGCAGACUGGUUAUUUUAUGGUAAGUGUCAAACACUUGUUAAUCGUUCUUUUUGGGUUUGGGUGUUUAUGAUCCAUGAAUUUAUUAAGAAGGCUGUGGUAGGGAAAGACAGCAGAGUAGAUGAGUAUCUCCUCUUGCCUUCCUGACCCUCUCCUCCCUCUUUGGCUCUUUUGCAUUGUGCCCACACAGGACACGCAUGAAAAGAGAGUAAGCACCCCUGCUUGGGUGGCAUGCAACAAGAGAGAGGACGCCCCAGGAUGAAUUUGCACCAUACAGUGGAUAGCUGGGAAUUGUAGCUCAUUAACAAAGCCUGGAAUGAUUCCAUCAGGCUUGGUGUCAACCAUGACUGCUGGAGUGCUUUGGAUGUAUCAGCAAAUCCCUGGAGGGGGGGGGGGGUUGAAGGGCAGGUACUCCUAUUAAUUUACUAUGAGGUUUACAUGCUGAUUCUCUGAGACUCUGGAACAUGUGGAACAUGCUGGAACUGUUCCAGACAAAAACAGAUGAAUAUUGCAACCUGGUUGCAGACAAUAAUUUUAAUAAUUUGAAUCCUAUUCCUGCCGCUGGCUCAGUUACAAAGUGACAAUGGGAAAGUAGUUUUGCACCUAAACUUGAUUGUGAAUAAUCAUAAUAAUGGCGAAAAAAAUCAACUAUGUUCCAGAGAGAAAAUAAUCAAUCAUUAAUGAGUUAGGAUGAGUAUGAUAUGAAGAAUUAUGCAGAUCGAGGAGAAUGCCGGAAGGGGGGUUGGGGGUGGGGGGAGUUGGGGUACUCCCCAAAGUUUUACUUAGGGAGGCUCUGCCCUGAGAUCCACCCCCUUACCCUUGUAUAUAUUAUUUUUAACAGAAAAGGUAUCCCUUUCAUAUACCUUCAACUGACUAAUCAACUUAUCCUCUGCCCCUUUCCAAUACCUGGCUAGAUUAGAACACUAUAUCCAUUUUAACUGCUUCAAAUAAUUCUUCUUUUUGGUUUGAAUAAAUCACGGCCAGAAAGUUUUCUUGUCUCUGUCUCAUCCAUAAAAUGUGUCUGUCAGCAAUUUUUGGUCCUUUUGCCUACAGACAGAAAUGAGAGAUUUUCCUGCGCUUUCACAUACUUCAACUAAUGAAAUCGAUCGCUACCCUUUCAUAUACCUGAAGCCUAAAAAAGGUACAAUGUACCCCUUUCGGGUGGACCUUCCCGCCUAGGCCAUUAUAAGAAGUAUCCCCAUUCCCCAGCGCGAAUGUUAUCAGCCGAGGUGGAUACCAGCUUCCGAGAUCAGCGUAAUUCUUCACACCCUACAAAAGCCGAAUACAAUAAUUGUUUUAUUAUUCAUUAAAAAAUAUUUCUAAGUUCUGAACAACCUUACCUCCUCGUAGGCUUUCUUUCUUGAUUUUUGGUACCCUUUUUCAGACAGAGAGGCAAAAGCUAUCAGUGAUGAGUAACCAUUUAUAAGAGUACCCCGGGGGCAAAAUCAAACUGUCAGUUAAAAUUAAUUUCUAUAAAUGUUAAUUUCCGCGGAGCUUAGUUUCCAUAUCAUUAUUUUGGCCACAAAUUCUCGAUACACUUGAUACCUAGGAAGGAGGAGUAUUUUAUAAGUGUGGAGAUCCGCCAGUACCAGUAAAACCCUGAUGAACCCCCAAAGUGGCCAGAUUUCUUCGCUUGAUUCCCUUCGUAUGUUUAGGAAAAGUGGUCACGAGCAAAGUUUCCAUUUCGGAUUUUACGUUUAACUUUAUUCCUGUUGUCUCAGCAAGUUUUGUUUCUUUGUGAACGUCGCGUUAAUUUCCUUCAUUUUGAAAUGAUAUCCUCUCUUUCGCCUCAAUUUCCUUUUCUACGAAAUUCGCGUUAAUUUAAGUCGCGUAAUUCCCAGUACCUCAAUUUCAUGGAGCGUUAAUUUCCUAUAACAAGGUUAAUAAUAUUAAUAAUAUUAUUAUUGUAUCUGUUUACAGAUCUGCAGACAUCGUGAAACGCUGGACCAAAACUAUCUUGGUGGCCCUCUACGUGGGCACUGUACUAUUUCAACUUAUUUUUACAUUAACUUGCUCAAAAAUCUUACCAUUCUCACAAGGACUGCUGUUCACGUCCAUUAUCUGUAGUGGUUUGCUGUUCAAUGGAACCAUCCCAUUAGUGUUCGAAUUGAUUAUGGAGUGUGUAUUCCCUGUUGGUGAGGGCACGUCUGUUGGGGUGGGAUUAGUUCUGGGAAAUGCUGUGAUCCUUUUGUUUGAUGUGACUUUCAUGUUUCCGAUCACUGAUGUUCGUUGGAUGAACUGGGUCUGUGUCGGUGGUGUUACUGCUUGUAUUCCUUUGUUACUUCUGUAUAAGGCACAGUAUCGUCGACUUGCCGUUGAUGUAGAAUAA